UGUAGUAGUUGUCUUGACGCCGCUCAGACAGGAGACCUAAGGAACCGACAAUCAUCUCUGGUUAGCAAAUAUAGGUUAGCACUCCGCUCAUACAGACGAAAACAUGGAGUCCGCUGUGGUGCUCUUUGUUUUAAUGGUUGGCUCUGUAUGUGGAGAAGCUGCAGCAGAAAAACAACUAGUAUAUGUGACUGUGUUGUUCCGGCAUGGUGACAGGUCUCCAGUCAAAGCCUAUCCUACAGACCCUUAUCAAGAGGGCGACUGGCCACAAGGCUUUGGACAGUUAUCACAGGUGGGGAUGAAGCAGCAUUUUGAACUGGGCCAAUUCCUGAGGAACCGAUACAAAGGCUUCCUGAACGACUCCUACGACAGGAACCAGAUCCACGUUCGCAGUACGGACUACGAUCGCACCCUGAUGAGCGCUGAAUCCAACCUGGCCGGUCUGUACCCCCCCGCUGGUCAGCAGGUCUUCAAUCCAAAUAUGCCCUGGCAGCCGAUACCUGUACACACAGUGCCAAAAAGUGAAGAGAGGCUUCUCAAUUACCCUCUGGAUGACUGCCCUCGCUACGACCUGUUGAUGAAUGAAACUGAAAAAACGCAGGAAUUCAUCAAUGUCACUUUGGCUUACCAGGAUAUUAUAGACCUGGUGAAGAACAAAACAGGACUCAAUAAGACUGAUGUGGAGUCAGUCUGGAGCGUGUACGACACACUGUUCUGUGAGUCCCGUCACAACAAGUCUGCUCCUGAUUGGGUGACUCCUGAAGUCAUGGAGAAGCUCAAAUGGCUCAAAGACUUUGGAUUUCGGAUCACAUUUGGGGUCUACAAACAACAAGAAAAGAGCCGGCUGAUGGGAGGUAUGCUAUUGGGAGAAAUAGUGAAGAAACUUUCAACAAUAGCCGUCCCAGACCAGAGGCUGAAACUGAUGAUGCUGUCAGCGCACGACACCACGGUAGCUGCUCUUCAGGCCAGUCUGAAUGUGUUCAACGGAAGACAGCCACCUUAUGCUUCCUGUCAUAUAAUUGAGCUUUACAUGGAGAAAAGCGGCUCUGCCUCUGUGUCCAUGUUCUACCGGAACGACAGCACAGUGGAGCCGUACCCUCUUCAGAUACCAGGCUGCUCUCUUGACUGCCCCCUAGAUGACUUUGUGAGAAUUACAAAGCUCUCCAUUUCAGACGACAGAGACAAAGAGUGCCAACUGCCGUCAAAAGGGAGAGAUACAGAGGUGAUCAUAAGUCUGGCGGUGUCUUGUUCUUUGCUCAUCUUCCUCGUCGCCUUCCUCCUCGGAGUUAUUUGUUGGCAGAAGGAGCCAAUCAACAACCGGGGAUACAGUCAUGUCGUCAACCAGGACGUGGGAGAUGAAUCCUGACAGAAGCAAAAACUCCUUCCCCGGAGAUUGGAAAGCCCGGCAUCUUGGGGCAGCAGCGAUGAAGAAGGACUUUGAACUCUUAAACUCCCGAGUGACCUUUCUGAAGGUUCGGGAGCCACAACAAUUAAAAUCUUUAAAGAGUGAGUUGUUGUCCAAAAUGACCUGAUUUUGUUGGGUCAGAGAGAGGAAUUUAAAUAAGAUUUUAGGGAAGCACAGGUUUUAAAAUGCCUCCCUGUCACUCUAAACUAACAUGAGUGCUGAGAGACAGGCUGUUGGAGGGACCAGGACUGAUUUCCACAUCAAGAAAACACAGCAGGGAAAAGGGUCUGUGUUUUCCCAUUGGGGUCUGAUCUCCAAUCAGCCAAAUAAGCUCAUAUUUAUACACAUUUUCCCAAAAUGUGCUCAUACUGUCACUGCAUCUGGGGUUUUUCAAGCAUAGUGGGACUCGAUUGGAUGCAGAAAAUAGUGGUACAGUUGUAAUCUUAAAUUAUGUAAUCAUGCUUUUCUUCCUGGCUUGUCUAAUAUUUCUUAAAGACAGCCCCAAUAAUACCUAACCUGAUGACGCCCAAGAUGUUGACUAAAAAGGCAAAACAUUUCUUAAUACUGAAUCCAGAAUGUUUCCAGCCCUGGUCUGUUUCCAAAAAAGGAUUACUUUUUGAAUAGGAGGAAUACAUUUGUUUGAAUGCACGUGUAAUCCUAAUGACCGUGAUGCCUUAAAUAUUUUUAAUUCUGGGUUGUGCAUUUGUUUGGAUGCCAAAUAUUUUUGUAGCAUUUCACAUUUUUGAGCAGCAGCUCGAUGUUAAAAGUGUCACUUAUCCAGAAAGAGCUGGUUUGAACAAAUAAUAGUCAAAUAAAAAUUGGGUGUAAACAAGAAUCACAUUUCAUGAUAAUGUAAAUUCAGCUUCACAUAAUAUACAUUUUUAAGGGGAUACUAGAAACACUAGAGAUCUUUACAUGUGUGUGUCUUUGAAUCUAGCUGCCUUUUUGUUUUAUGUGUGUUUAAUCAUUUAAAAGAAAUCUAAUUUAUUCCAAAUGCAGGCUUGACAAGGAUAUUUCUUUUCAGGAUUCUGGAUAUUUAAUUAGGUUACAUAUUGUCAAAAAUCAUUGUUACAUAAAACAAGAUAUUUACUGGAAAAUCUAUAUAUUAUGAUUUCAAAUUUUGCCAUAACAGUCAUACGUCGGCCUACUCCGAGCUUUCUGUACGAAAUUAUUCAUCAGACUUUGAGAAUGUGUUGCUUGUUUAAAAAAAUAAAUGCUCAAUCAUUGCAAAUGUUUGCAGAAACACAG
Molecule: messenger RNA, 2650 nt
Organism: Notothenia coriiceps (black rockcod)
Lineage: Eukaryota; Metazoa; Chordata; Actinopteri; Perciformes; Nototheniidae
Gene: acp2
Product: acid phosphatase 2, lysosomal
Exons: 13
Coding region: 104-1363 (419 amino acids)
Biological process (GO): dephosphorylation; lysosome organization
Cellular component (GO): lysosome
Molecular function (GO): acid phosphatase activity
Source: RefSeq, a predicted model, not a curated record